Messenger RNA from Carassius carassius (crucian carp), 1407 nucleotides. Its product is annotated as zinc finger protein 239-like. NCBI's taxonomy places the organism in Eukaryota, Metazoa, Chordata, Actinopteri, Cypriniformes, Cyprinidae. The coding region runs from base 182 to 1345 and encodes 387 amino acids. The transcript has 2 exons. The record is from RefSeq and is a predicted model, not a curated record.
GCAGGUUUGGGUGCGUGAGACUGAUGGGACAGAAGCUCAGGAUUCAGUCUGGAGCGUCAGAGAUCAGAGAUCCAGAGACACACAGGACUCAGAGCUCAGCCUCACUUUACUCUGUUAUACUGACGCUCAGGAUCAUGAAUCCACUGAUCAAACCUCUGACUGUAACGCUGGAGAACAGCAGAUGCUGCAGACGCCGCUGAAGAUGUGCUCCGUCAAACUGGUGGACUGCAGGAACCUGAUCGAGAGCAGAGGAGAAGAAACCACCGCAGAGAAACAACAACACCACACUGAUGAGGAAGAGGAAGAGGAGGAGGAGGAGGAGAAUAAUGGUGAUGAUGAUGGUGACUUUGUUCCUUUAGAUGACAGCGCUAGUUCAUCUUCUGAUGGACACAUUGGAUCUAUAUCUAAAGAGCAAAGGACAGUGACCAAAUGUGAAAAAAAAUUAAGCAAAGAUGGUCAUUUAACAAAACAUCAGAGAAAACGCACAAAACAGACAAACUACAGCUGCAAGAUCUGUAACAUCAGUUUUCCGACCUUCAAAGAGAGAACCGUUCAUUCAAAAGAGCACAGCGUGAAGAAGGAGUUUCGCUGUGAACAGUGCGGGAAGGAUUUUUUUAACACUCUUUAUAGUAUGAGAGCUCAUAUAAAGACACAUGAAGAAAAGACUCUUCAGUGCAAUGAGUGUAACAAGUAUUUCCGCAACAAAGGACAUCUUUCUGUUCAUAUGAGAAUUCACACGGGUGAGAAACCGUAUCAGUGCCCUAAAUGUGAGGAGAGCUUCCGCCAGGGAUCUAAUCUGAAGAGACAUCUACUCACGCACAGCAAUGAGAGACCGCAUCAGUGCAAUGAAUGUGGAAAACAUUUAACAAACGCAGCUUCUCUGAAGUUACACCAAAAAAUACACUCUGAUGACAAACGUUAUCAGUGUUCACACUGUGAGAAACGUUUCUAUCAUACAGGUCACAGAAAAACCCAUGAGAGGAUUCACACCGGAGAGAAACCGUACCUGUGCUCCGACUGCGGGAAGAGCUUCGCUAGUUCAUUUGCUUUCAAAGUUCAUCAGAGAAUUCAUACAGGAGAAAGACCGUAUCCUUGUAGUGAUUGUGGGAAGAGUUUCUAUAAGCUAAGUGACUUAAAACUACACCGGAGGACUCAUACAAGAGAAAAACCUUUUAAAUGCUCACUUUGUGACAAGACUUUUGGUAUAUCAACUUCCCUGAAGAUCCAUGAACGAAUACAUACAGGAGAGAAACCUUACUGCUGCUCCAUUUGCGGAGAGAGAUUCACUUUUAAAUGGGGUUUUCAGACCCACAAGAAGAAGCACACUGCUCCAGAAUCAUCAUAGCUCCUUCAUGUAAUUAUUUUUAGGUUGUCAAAACAUUGUGUUACAUUAAUGUUGUUUUACGG